Messenger RNA from Symsagittifera roscoffensis, 360 nucleotides. RefSeq names its product small ribosomal subunit protein eS10-like. Gene Ontology annotation, cellular component: cytosolic small ribosomal subunit. The coding region runs from base 1 to 360 and encodes 119 amino acids. NCBI's taxonomy places the organism in Eukaryota, Metazoa, Xenacoelomorpha, Acoela, Convolutidae. Gene Ontology annotation, molecular function: RNA binding; structural constituent of ribosome. The record is from RefSeq and is a predicted model, not a curated record. The transcript has a single exon.
AUGUAUAUGCCCACGAAGACCAUCCGAGAAAUCCAUCAUGCUCUGUUUAAAGACGGAGUCCUCUGUGCUAAGAAAUGCGAAAUUUCCGUUCAUCCAGACCUAAAACUUCCCAACUUGUACGUCAUCAAGUGCAUGGAGAGUUUGCGAUCUAGGGGAUACGUGAAGGAACAGUUCGCUUGGAGACACUAUUACUGGUUCCUUACUAACGAGGGUAUUGAGUAUUUGAGAGAGCGACUGAACCUACCCCAGGAAGUUGUUCCAGCUACUCUUAUGAAGGCGCAACAGAGUGCUCAAGCUGCUGCUCCUCCGACUCCCGCGAAGCCCGGAGGUUUCGGACGAGGCCGACCUCUAGGAAAUUAA